This is a messenger RNA of Colletotrichum siamense, 1158 nucleotides long. RefSeq names its product O-methyltransferase sol2 (gene sol2). Gene Ontology annotation, molecular function: O-methyltransferase activity. Bases 1 to 1158 code for a protein of 385 amino acids. NCBI's taxonomy places the organism in Eukaryota, Fungi, Ascomycota, Sordariomycetes, Glomerellales, Glomerellaceae. The record is from RefSeq and is a predicted model, not a curated record. The transcript is spliced from 5 exons.
AUGCCAUCGCAAAGUAACGGUGCUCAUGGGAGCGGACUCCUCGCCCUUGCCGAGGACAUCGUCCAACAAACUCAGCGCAUAGUCAAGUACUUGAAUUCCAACAACCUUGAGCAGCCUACCUUUGCAUCCGAUGACGCCACUCGUCCCGAGACUCUCGACUACGCCAAGCUUCAGGGCGAGCUGAAGCGAUCUUUGGAAGACCUCCAGUAUCUGGUCGAGGGCCCGAAGCGACACUUCCGGAAUCUCGCCUGUCAAGGAUACGAGCUCGCUGCAAUCUCAGUGGCCCUCGACUUUGACUUCUUCAGUAUUGUCCCUGCCGAGGGGAAGAUAUCGCUGGAAGAAUUGGCCGACCGGGCUGGUGUCGAUCUCGACAGAACUACCCGCAUCGUUCGUCUCCUUGCGACCGAGUCCAUCUUCCGGGAGCCAACGCCUGGAUAUGUCGCCCAUAAUCCCAGCUCGUACCUUUUACACAAGGACGAGGAGAUUCGUGCAACGCUGCAUUACACACUUGACGAGAUGUUCAAAGCGGCCACCGCAACCGCUGACAAUGUCAAGGUAUCACCCAAGAACUAUGAUAGUACUGUCACCCCGUUCACGACGAGACAUGGCCUUCCGAUCUUCAACUUCUACGAGAAGGAUACCCAGCGUUCCAUCCGUUUUGCCAAAGCCAUGGCAGGCUGGGCCAAAUUGAACCUCAACAUUGAUGCUCUGAAAGACUCCUUUCCAUGGGGCAAUCUGAACGGAACCGUCGUCGAUGUUGGCGGUGGCAGCGGCAAGGUCUCCAUUACUUUAGCAAAGACCUUCCCCAACCUCAAUUUCAUCGUCCAAGACUCAGCAGACAUGCACGUAGCAGGUCAAUCACUCCUCACCGACGACACUCGCGGACGCGUCACCUUCAUGCAGCACAGCUUCUUCGACCCGCAGCCUGUUGGCGAUGCCGCGGCCUUCAUUUUGCGUGCGUGUGCGCUUAACUGGUGUGAUGCCCGCGUCGUUGACAUGUUCCGCGCCCUCGUUCCGGGUCUCGAGAGCUCCAAGCCUGGCACGCCGUUGCUUAUCAACGACAUGAUCUUGCCAGAGCAGGGCGUGCUUACGCGCGACGUGGAACGUGGCAUGCGCCAGAUUGAUUUAAUCAUGCUGGUGGGCUUUGGUGAGAUAUGA